Messenger RNA from Phycodurus eques (leafy seadragon), 3439 nucleotides. RefSeq names its product SMAD specific E3 ubiquitin protein ligase 1 (gene smurf1). Gene Ontology annotation, biological process: negative regulation of BMP signaling pathway; ubiquitin-dependent protein catabolic process. The record is from RefSeq and is a predicted model, not a curated record. The transcript is spliced from 18 exons. Gene Ontology annotation, molecular function: protein binding; ubiquitin protein ligase activity. The coding region runs from base 233 to 2428 and encodes 731 amino acids. NCBI's taxonomy places the organism in Eukaryota, Metazoa, Chordata, Actinopteri, Syngnathiformes, Syngnathidae.
AAGACUAUGACGUCAUGACGUGCUUGAGCCUGCCCGAAAAUGUUCUCCGGUGUUGUUGGAUUUCGAAGAAACGCAGGACUUUGCGAUGAAAUAAUACAUUCGCAUCCAUGAAGAACCGAAAAACAAACCGCGUGUUUGUAAUCUGAAGACAUUCUCCGUCCGACUGAGUCGUGAAACGGUCUCUUUUUGGAGACCCGAAGGGGAAAUUUGUCGGAUCGUUUUUCACGGAGGGAUGUCGAAUCCUGGGACUCGGAGGAACGGUUCCAGCAUCAAAAUCCGACUGACAGUAUUAUGUGCCAAGAACCUUGCAAAGAAAGACUUCUUUCGUCUACCCGAUCCUUUUGCCAAGGUUGUGGUGGACGGAUCAGGUCAAUGCCACUCGACAGACACAGUCAAGAGCACACUGGACCCCAAAUGGAAUCAGCACUACGACCUCUACAUUGGAAAAGCAGACUCAAUCACCAUCAGUAUAUGGAACCACAAGAAGAUCCAUAAACGACAAGGGGCAGGCUUCUUGGGGUGCAUUAGACUUCUUUCAAAUGCCAUCAGCAGACUAAAAGACACAGGAUACCAGCGACUAGAUCUUUGUAAACUGAACCCCUCAGACAGUGACGCAGUGCGGGGACAGAUUGUAGUGAGCCUGCAGACACGAGACCGCAUAGGUAGUGGAGGCCCUGUGGUGGACUGUCGAGGUCUAUUAGAAAAUGAUGGGCCUGUGUUAGAGGGAUGUUUCAGUGAAGAACCGCUGCCUUAUUCUGACCCCACUGGUGCCGCGGGUGGCGGGAACUGCCGUCUCGACUCACCCAGUCAAGAAAACCGUCUCCAGUCCCAGCGAAUCCGGGGGCAAGAUUCCCGAGGCCAUGGCCACACCCCUCAGAACAGACCUCAUGGGCACCAACCACCUGACCUGCCUGAAGGAUAUGAGCAGCGAACAACAGUGCAGGGCCAGGUGUACUUCCUUCACACACAGACAGGUGUCAGCACUUGGCAUGACCCUCGGAUACCAAGGGACCUGGCCAGUGUAAGCUGUGAGGAGCUUGGUCCAUUGCCAGUGGGCUGGGAGGUCCGAAGCACUGUGUCUGGACGCAUUUACUUUGUGGACCACAAUAACAGAACCACACAGUUCACAGACCCACGUCUACACACCAUCAUCAGCCAGCAAUCCCAAGUGAAGGAAUCCUCACAAGCCCCCCAGAUGGAUGUGGGGGUUGAAGAGGGCGGAGUUGGAGGAAUGGGCGGUGGUGUCGGUGGUGACGGGGAUGUGGCAGCACGCUAUGAGAGAGAUUUGGUCCACAAACUGAAACUGCUGCGUCACGAGCUUUCCCUGCAACAGCCCCAAGCAGGACACUGUCGCAUCGAGGUAUCUCGUGAAGAGAUAUUUGAGGAGUCGUAUCGGCAGAUAAUGAAGAUGAGGCCCAAAGAUCUGAAGAAGCGUCUCAUGGUUAAAUUCAGAGGAGAGGAAGGCUUGGACUAUGGCGGUGUGGCCAGGGAGUGGCUGUACCUGCUGUGUCAUGAAAUGUUGAACCCUUAUUACGGCCUCUUCCAGUACUCCACAGACAAUAUCUACACAUUACAGAUCAACCCUGACUCCUCCAUUAAUCCAGAUCACCUAUCAUAUUUCCACUUUGUGGGCCGUGUAAUGGGGCUGGCAGUUUUUCAUGGUCACUACAUCAACGGGAGCUUCACGCUGCCUUUCUACAAACAGCUGCUAGGCAAACCCAUACAGCUCAAUGAUCUGGAGACCACCGACCCAGAGUUGCACAAGAGUCUCGUCUGGAUAUUAGAGAACGACAUCACUUCAGUCCUGGACCACACAUUCUGUGUGGAGCAUAAUGCCUUUGGGAAGUUCCUACAACAUGAACUCAAACCUAACGGCCGUAACAUCCCUGUUACUGAGGAGAACAAGAAGGAAUAUGUGAGGCUUUAUGUGAACUGGAGGUUUAUGCGAGGAAUUGAAGCCCAGUUUCUGGCUCUCCAGAAGGGAUUUAGUGAGCUUAUCCCCCAACAUCUCCUAAAACCUUUCGACCAUAAAGAACUUGAGCUGAUCAUCGGUGGAUUGGGGAAAAUCGACUUGGCUGACUGGAAGACCAACACGCGCCUGAAGCACUGUACAAGUGAGAGCAAUGUGGUGCGGUGGUUCUGGCAGGCAGUGGAGGCGUUCAGUGAGGAGAGGAGAGGGCGCCUGCUCCAAUUUGUCACAGGCUCCACCCGGGUCCCGUUACAGGGGUUCAAAGCACUGCAGGGCUCUACAGGUUCUGCAGGACCAAGACUUUUUACCAUCCAUUUGAUAGACGCCAACACUGACAACUUGCCUAAGGCACACACGUGUUUUAACAGGAUAGACAUCCCCCCCUAUGAGUCUUACGAGAAACUUUAUGAGAAACUGCUGACUGCUGUGGAGGAGACCUGUGGCUUCGCUGUGGAGUGAAAACCCCUACAACCAAACCAACGUACACACAGUCACACUCGUGCUUGCACUUGCAUUCAACUCUUUGACUUUUUUUAAACGUACACAACAUGCACAGAACAUGGAAUAUGCACAGAGUAUGGAGGGUAACCCGUCGCUGCCCGAAAUGUUGGCAGUUAAGGAGGAAGCACAGCAAGGAAGACAAAUGAGAAAGAAAAACAAACAAACAGAAUUUCAGAUGUUUUGAAGAAGCAUUUUUAUCUUUUCAGUUUUAACAAGCUAUGAUGUCAAUUCCUUGGAAUGUCUACAACCACAGCGAACUCGUCACCAAUCAUGAGCCUGCAAACAGACACGGUGCAAUGAUGUCUGGGCGGAGAACAAAGCUGAGGCUGACUGUCUAUGUGUGAUGUCCUGAUUGACUGACUUGUACUCAUGCGUUCGCUUUUGACCACUGUCGCGUAUCCGAAUGUGUCUACGUACGUGUACAUGUGAGACAGCGUGCGUGCGUGCGUGGGCGGGCGGGCGUGGCAUGGCACCCGAUUACGCUGUCAAACGAUCAAAUGAGCCUGCUCCUCUCUCUGUUAGAUUACUUUUGUGUCUGUUCUGUUUGUAUGUACCUGCGACCACUCUGAUCCACUCUGAUGUUUUAUUAUUUAUUAAGUGAUUACUGACCAAGCUGCUAUAUGCUCUGCAAGGAGCUCACACUAAUCUGUUCGUCCCCUUUCGCAGAGUUCAUGGGUCAAUUCACUUCCAAUUCAAGUAAUCCACAAAGUGGGUUUUGAUUAAUUUCUUUACUUUUUUAACAUGCAUAUUAAUGCAAAUAUUCGUGUGAGUGUAUGUACACUAUGAAUGCAAUGGUAUGCUUAUUGAGGUGAAAGGGAUCAAUCUUCCAAGUCCUGAUUUUAAAAUCUUGCUCUACUGAGAGGUCAGGUGGCGCAGCGUUAUUCAUUUCUAAAUGAGCCGAGGAAAUGCAAAGGAAGAGUCAGCUUCAGGAAGGUUUUAUGUGACCUGUUUAAUAAAAGCUCAAACAUU